AUGACUGAUAUACCAUCGAGUUUUCUUUGUCCAAUAACACAUGAAUUGAUGACAGAUCCAGUUAUUGAUCCCGAUGGAAAUAGUUAUGAACGUGCAGCCAUUGAAAGUUGGCUCCAUCAACAGAAGAAUUCGCCUAUUACUCGCACUCAAUUGAAUACGAGCGACCUUCGUCCCAACCGUGCAUUACGUGAGAGCAUAGAAGAAUUUCGAAGUAAACAAAUCUCAUCAAAUAACACUUCACAAAUAAGUUCUAUUGCUACUGCAAGUAGCCAAUCAUUUGAUUUAAAAGUAACAAGUAGUUGGAUGAAUGAUUUUACUCAUAUAUCAAUUCAACCACCAGAAAGUGAUGGGAUACGAGCCCCUUGUGAUAUAUGUUGUGUUGUUGAUACAUCCGGUUCAAUGGCAACUGAAGUUGAAAUUCAAGGAACAUCAAAUGAUAAAGAAAGAUAUGGUUUAUCACAAUUAGAUCUUGUUAAACAUGCAUUAAAAACAAUUAUUCAUUCAUUAACACAAAAUGAUCGUUUAUCUAUUGUUUCAUUUGCUAACAGUGCAUCGACUCUAUUUAAAUUACGCGAAAUGAAUGGAGAUGGUCGUUCGAGUGCAUUAGCUGCUCUUGAACGACUCGAAGAUAAUGGACAAACAAAUUUAUGGGAUGGUUUACGAACUGGUUUAGAAGUUUUAGCUGAAGGACAACGAAAAUCAGGAAGUAAUGUUGCAUUAUUUCUAUUGACAGAUGGUUGCCCAAAUGUUGAACCACCACGUGGACAUCUGCAGACAUUAGUCACAUAUAAAAAGAAAAAGAAUUUCACAUGUUCAAUAAAUACAUUUGGGUUUGGAUAUAGUUUAGAUAGUAAAUUAUUAGAAGAUCUUUCUCAAAUUGGCAAUUGUGGUACCUACGCAUUUAUUCCGGAUGGAUCGUUUGUUGGUACCAUAUUUGUUAAUGCUAUUUCGAAUUUAUUAAUAACAGUCGCAACAAAUGUACAAUUAACGAUUGGCGAUAUUCAACCCAUCCUUGAUCCAUCAUCAAAAUAUAUUUGUCAUUACUCCACAGAUACAUCAAAUAGCAAGGUCUUCGAUGGACCUUCUCUAUCUGUUAAUUUGGGCUCAAUUACAUUUGGGCAAAGUAAAGAUCUUGUUAUUCCAAUGGCUAUGGACCAAUUUCAACGGAUGAGUAUUCAACUUGAUUACGAAUCUCCACAUGGACAGAAAAAGAAACAAUUUAAAUCAAUAAAAAAACUUGAUGCAGACAUUAAAGUAUUCAAUAAUCAAAAAUAUCGACUCAUAUUAGUUCAUGUUAUUCGUAACGGUUUCGAAUUAUUACGUGCUUCUGGAGCCAAAUUUACUGAUAUCCAAGGAAGUGUAUUAAACGAUAUUGCAGAUUUAGAACAAGCAAUAAAAAAUCAUUCAAGUAAUAAUAACUAUUUAACUGAUCUACUUACAGAUCUUACUGGUCAAAUAAUGGCUGCUUUUUCUCGACAAGAUUGGUUUAAUAAAUGGGGUGUUCAUUAUUUACCAAGUAUUACACGUGCUCAUUUACUGCAAGUGUGUAAUAAUUUUAAAGAUCCAGGUGUUCAACAUUAUGGUCAAGGCCAAUUAUUUAAUUCAGUUCGAGAUGAAAUGGAUAGUAUAUUUUGCGGUUUACCAGCACCAAAGCGUCCGCAGUCUGGUGCAACAAUUGAUAUGUCUGUAUUUAAUAAUUCUGACAAUCCAUGUUUUCAUGGUUCAUGUACAGUGAAACUGUUUGAUGGUUCCAUCAAAUUAGUUAAAGAUAUUCGACGAGGCGAUCGAUUAUAUCCACAUGGUGGUACAGUAAAUUAUGUUUUAAAAACUGCUUGUAAUAAUAGACAAGCACAAAUGGUUUUGCUUGACACUGGUCUUAUAAUUACACCAUGGCAUCCAAUUUGUUUGAAUGGUACUACAUGGGUAUUCCCUUGUUCACUUGUUCCGUCUCCAACGAAUAUUGCAUGUGAAGCAGUGUAUAGUUUUGCUUUGGAGCAAGGACAUACAGUAUGGAUAAAUGACAUUGAAUGUAUUACAUUAGGCCAUGGUUUUAAAGAAGAUAUUGCACGACAUGUUUACUAUGGGACAGAGCGUAUUAUUGAAGAUUUAAGAAUAAUGGAUGGACAACAACAAUGCACAGGAUUCAUUGAAAUAGAACCUAAAUGGGUGAUUAGAAAUAAACGAAUGGGUCUUGUUAAUGGUAUUCGACAACCUGAGAAUAUUGAUAGCAUCGAUGACUAA
Rotaria socialis is the source of this 2241-nucleotide messenger RNA. NCBI's taxonomy places the organism in Eukaryota, Metazoa, Rotifera, Eurotatoria, Philodinida, Philodinidae. The record is from the annotation of a GenBank genome assembly.